Molecule: messenger RNA, 528 nt
Organism: Patiria miniata (bat star)
Lineage: Eukaryota; Metazoa; Echinodermata; Asteroidea; Valvatida; Asterinidae
Product: echinoidin-like
Exons: 2
Coding region: 1-528 (175 amino acids)
Molecular function (GO): signaling receptor activity
Source: RefSeq, a predicted model, not a curated record
AUGUAUAAAUCAGAAGACAGCAAGAAAGAAACGGGCUUCACCGGUCUUCUGGUACUGAUACUGGCAUCCGUCAGUUUGUCGUCUGACGGCAGUGUGGCUGCUCUCUGCAGCUCACCUUACUGCCAACCACCCUGGCUUGCUUUCCAGGGGCACUGUUACCUGUGGGUGGACAAACCAAUGUCUUGGAUGGAUGCUGAGCGCCACUGCCAGAUGCUAUCCCACCCGGGUAAGAUGGUCCACCUUGCGUCCAUCCACAGCAAAGAGGAGGAUGAAUUCAUCAAAGAUUACGUAAGGAGCGCAUCUGGCCUCGCGGUGACUCCUAGCUACUGGAUUGGCUGUAAUGACAUCGAACGGGAGAGUAAUUUCCAGUGGAGUGAUGCAUCUUAUGUGUCUUACAAGAGUUGGGCGCCAGGGGAACCAAAUAGCGACGUAGGAGAGGAAGACUGUGUCGAAUGCCGUUCCAACCCUUACAACGAAUGGAAUGAUUUACCGUGUAAUUUGAGAAGGUCUUUAGUUUGCAAACACUAG